AUGCCAGGGCGCUCUGGGAGAACAUGUGCAGUUGUAGGCUGCCAUAACAGCAGUGGAAAACUACAAGUGUGGAAAAAAAGUGAGUGUUUAGAGCACAAGCCUUUACUCCGGGAGGACUGUCCCUGUCUGACUCCCUAUGGACUCCACAGAUUCCCCGGACGGGCGGAGGAUGCCGCUGUUCGCCAGCAGUGGAUUAAAAACAUCAACAGAAAGGACUUUGUCCCCAGUAAGAACAGCACGGUGUGUGGAAUACACUUUGUGGAUGGAAAGCCAACCAAAGAGCACCCGUAUCCAGUGCUGCAUCUUGGAUACGAACAUCAUGGAAUGUCACGUGGUAGACGACCCCCCAAGCGCAGACGUCAUGAGUCAUCAAAAGUCAACACAAGUGCUGAACUUCAAGUCAAAUCUGACACUCAAGUGAACCCUAAGGACCUGAUACCAGACAUCCAGCAGCCGUUGGCAAGUAAAGAAGAGCAGCAGGAGUGGAGCUUCAGUCUGGACCAGGACACUGGGCCCCCACAUAUUAAAGAGGAACAGGAGGAAUUUUGGAGCAGUCAGGAGGGAGAGCAGCUUCAAAGAUUGGAUCAGGAGGAUACCAAGGAGCCCUUCACUCUCGUCAUUGUAAAGAAUGAACAUGAUGAAGAGACACCCCAGUCCUCACGGCUUGAUCAGAGACCAACAAAGCAGAUGGAAACAGGACCUGAUGGAGAGGACUGUGGAGAAGCAGAACCAGCCAGGAACUCUGAUCCAGGGACACAUUUACAACCAGAGACUGAGGUCAAGACAGAAGAGUGUUCUAAGCCUGUGGCUGAUGUCAGUGAUGAUUGGGUGGUGAUCAGAGAGCAUCAGUCCAUUUUAUUUGCUCUGAGACAUGAUCACCACUUUCAUUGUAAAGGAACAUUUGGCUCUGACAGAAAUCAAGUCAUCUCCACUGAUUCUGACCAAACCUUUUACAAAAAUCACCUUCUGAAGAUCCACAGAACUAAUCUUGUAGGAGAUACAGAUUUCAGUUGCUCAGGAUAUAAGAACCAGUUUACAAAAGGAGGAUGUCUGAGCCAAGACAUUACAGUCCACAAAGGGGUUAAAAGGACAGCAGAAGAGGAGGGCCAUGACCCCCAAGUUAUGAAGAUGGAACAGGAGGAAGUCUGGAUUAGUCAGGCUGAUACGGACAAGCUCUUUCUGACUCCUGUCCCUGUGAAGAUUGAAGGUGAAGAGAAACCUCUUUUCUCACAUCAUCAGACACAAACUGAACAGAUGGAAAUAGGCACUGAAGGAAAUAACUGUGGAGGGGUAGAAUCAGCCAGGAACUCAGAUCCAGAGAGACAUUUACAACCAGAGACUGAAAAUAAGAUUGAAGAAUCUUCAGAAGCUGAGACUGAAGACAGUGAUGACUGGAUGGAUACCAGAGAGCAUCAUUCAGACUUCAACUCUUUGGAAAAUAUUGAUAAGAGACUUGAGAUGGUUAUUAAAUCACAUAAUUGCUCUGAAUGUGGUAAAACAUUCCAAAAGAAACAUCAUUUGAUACAACACAAAAGAAUUCACACAGGAGAUAAACCCUUCAGCUGCUCCCUGUGUAGUAAAAGAUUCAAUGAUAAAGGAAAUCUAACUACACAUAUGAGAACUCACACAGGAGAGAAACCUUUCAGCUGCUUUGUGUGUGGUCAAAGGUUUAAUGAUAAAGGAAAUUUAAAUAAACAUAUUAGAAUUCACACAGGAGAGAAACCCUUCAGCUGCCCUGUUUGCAGCAAAAGGUUUAACCGAAAACAUAAUCUAACCACACACAUGUUAGGUCACAGAGAAGAGAAACCCUUAGGCUGCUCUGUUAGUCACGCAAGUAUGUGUAAACAUUCAGAGCUCUACCACAACCAGACAGAGGAGGAAAGAGAGGCAGAAACAGGAGCGGAUGGAGAGAACUGUGGAGUCAGGAACUCAGAUCCAGAGAGCCAUUUACAAGCAGAGAUAGAGGUCACAACUGAAGAGUUCUCUGAACAUGACACUGACGGCAGUGAUGAUUGGAAGAAGACUAGAGAACAUCGACCAAGUUUAAACUUGGAUGGAUUAAGGAAAACUAAGAGACGACAGAAUGAUAAGAAAUCACAUAGCUGCUUUGAGUGUGGUAAAACAUUUAAGACAAAAUGGCGUCUGAAACAACACCUGAGAAUUCAUUCAGGAGAGAAACCAUUCAGCUGCCCUGAGUGCGGUAAAAAUUUUAGCCAAAAGGGUAAUCUUGCACCUCACAUGGCACGUCACAAAGGGGAGAAACGCUACAGCUGCAGCACUUGUCAUCAAGACUUCUUUUGGCACCUACAGUUAAAAAGGCACAAGUGUGUCAGAGGUCAGCCUUCAGAGCUCGAUCAAAACCAAACAGAGGAGGAAAGAGAGGCACGAACAGGAACUGAUGGAGGGGCUUGUAGAGGUCAGGAGCCAGCCAGAAACUCAGAUCUAGAUCCAAUUACAGCCAAAGACUGAAGAGACUCCUUAGCCUAAGACUGGCUGCAGUGAUAAUUGGACUGAGACCAGAAAACAACAGAUUAGGUUGCUUGAGGAAAGAUACAUUUCCUGUCAGUGAUUGGAGAAGUGAUGUUGGUGUGAAACCUGUCGGCUGAUCUGAGAAUAUUUAAACUUUGUUGAUUGCCUUGUGAGAGAGGCAAAUAGAAUACUAAAUGCAGUGCUGUGAGAAAGUGUGUGCCCCAUCCUAUUUUUGUAGAUGUAUCACACUUAAAUGAUCCAGAUAAUCAAACAAUUUUUUUAUAUAUUAUUCACAG
Cheilinus undulatus (humphead wrasse) is the source of this 2765-nucleotide messenger RNA. Its product is annotated as zinc finger protein 658B-like. The record is from RefSeq and is a predicted model, not a curated record. The transcript has 4 exons. NCBI's taxonomy places the organism in Eukaryota, Metazoa, Chordata, Actinopteri, Labriformes, Labridae. The coding region runs from base 1 to 2469 and encodes 822 amino acids. Gene Ontology annotation, biological process: regulation of transcription by RNA polymerase II. Gene Ontology annotation, molecular function: DNA-binding transcription factor activity, RNA polymerase II-specific; RNA polymerase II cis-regulatory region sequence-specific DNA binding.